AUGGAUUUCAACUGCAGCGGCGGGGGCAACGAGCUGCACAAUAACCAGUUUUAUCAAUCGGAGGAGAACAAACCUCUGCUGGGGGAGAUGUCUGCGCCGACGCCACCGGAGGGGAAUAAUAACAACAAGUUGGGCGCCGGGCCAUGCAAAAGGACCCUGCUCCACUGCAGCAGCGGGAUGCGAUACAAACUGUUACAGGAGGGGGACAUCCAGGUGUGUGUAGUCAAACAUCCCCGGACCUUCCUCAGCAAAAUCCUCACCUCCAAAUUCUUACGGAGAUGGGAGCCGCACCACCUCACCUUGACGGACAGCAGUUUAGCGUCUGCUACGCCCACCGGUUACAUGGAGACAUCAUUGUCCUACAGCACUAUAGAGGACCUGCAACUUCUUUCAUGGGACAAUGCUCCUAAGUAUUGUGUCCAGCUCAGCUUUCCUGGUGGCACCAUCCUGCUGCAGGCUGCCAACAGCUACCUGAGGGACCAGUGGUUUCACUCCCUGCAUUGGAAGAAAAAGAUCUACAAGUACCGUAAGGUGCUGAAUAACCCAAGCCGCUGGGAUGUGGUUCUGAAGGAGAUCAGAGCGCUGGUGGACAUGGCACUAACCUCGCCGCUACAAGACGAGUCCAUCCAUCAGGCCCCUCUGCAUAUUAUCUCCACCCUGCUGGCUGAGAACACAAACCUCAACAGUCAGGAUCAUGAAAACAUCAUUGUGGCUAUUGCUCCUCUCUUGGAAAACAACCAUCCACCACCUGACCUGUGUGAGUUCUUUUGCAAGCACUGUCGGGAGAGGCCACGGUCGAUGGUUGUAAUUGAAGUGUUCACGCCUGUGGUACAGAGAAUCCUCAAACACAAUAUGGACUUUGGGAAAUGCCCUCGGCUGCGUCUCUUCACUCAGGAGUACAUCCUAGCCCUUAAUGAGCUCAAUGCUGGGAUGGAGGUUGUCAAGAAGUUCAUUCACAGUAUGCAUGGGCCAACAGGGCAAUGCCCCCACCCACGUGUCCUUCCUAACCUUGUGGCGGUGUGUCUUGCUGCCAUUUACUCGUGUUAUGAAGAGUUUAUCAACAGUCGGGACAACUCCCCCAGCCUGAAGGAGAUCAGAAAUGGCUGCCAGCAGCAGAACGACCGCAAGCCCCCCAUGCCCCUCCGCCUCCUGCGCACUGAGCCCCCAACCCCGCCUCUCACCACCUUGCUCCCCCUCUCCACCCCCCUCAAUCCUCCUCAACCAACACCCCCUCCUGCCUCGUCCAACCCUGCCCUGCCAAUCCCCAUCUCCUCUCCCCCGCCCUCCCUCCCCCUCUCGCCUCCGCCGUCUAUCGUCAACUCCAGCGAGAUCCUGGUGGAGCUGGAGCGCAACAACAACUCGGCCAACACGCGGCGGAAGGAGGGUCCAGCGGGGGGCGAUAGUGAACCCAAUCUGAUCGACUGCCUGCUGGUCAGCCCGGCGCUAAACGCUUUGUCCAUCCAGCUGCCAGCGCAAGCCGACCGCGUCCUGGGCUGCUUUGCCCUCAUCCUCAAAAUGCUGUCUGACUAUGAUGACUGGAGGCCUGCUCUUGCCAGCCUGCUGCAACCCAUCCCCUUCCCCAAAGAGGCCCUUGCACAUGCCAAAUUCACAAAGGAACUGAAAUAUGUCAUUCAGAGAUUUGCAGAAGACCCGAGACAGGAGGUCCAUUCCUGCUUACUCAGUGUGCGGUCGGGUAAAGAUGGCUGGUUCCAGCUCUAUAGUCCAGGAGGAGUUGCAUGCGAUGACGAUGGAGAACUGUUUGCCAGUAUGGUCCAUAUCCUAAUGGGCUCCUGCUAUAAGACCAAGAAGUUUCUUCUCUCUCUGGCUGAGAACAAGCUAGGUCCCUGCAUGCUGCUGGCCCUGCGUGGAAACCAAACCAUGGUGGAGAUCCUUUGCCUAAUGCUGGAGUACAACAUCAUAGAAAACAAGGACACCCAGCUGCAGAUCAUUUCAACCCUGGAGAGCACCCAGGUGGGCCUGCGCAUGUACGAACAGCUCUGCGACCGACAGAGAGAGCUCAAAGAGCUGCAAAGAAAAGGAGGCCCCACCCGCCUGACUCUUCCCUCAAAGUCCACGGAUGCUGACCUUGCCCGCCUGUUGAGUUCUGGUUCAUUUGGAAACUUGGAGAACCUAAGCUUGGCCUUCACCAAUGUCACCAGUGCCUGUGCAGAGCAGCUGAUCAAGCUCCCCUCGCUCAAACAGCUAAAUCUAUGGUCCACACAGUUUGGAGAUGCAGGGUUGCGGUUGCUUUCUGAGCACCUUGCCUGUCUACAGGUGUUGAACUUGUGUGAAACACCCGUUACCGAUGCUGGCUUGCUGGCCCUCAGCUCCAUGAAAAGUCUGUGCAGUCUGAACAUGAACAGCACCAAGCUUACAGCCGACACAUAUGAGGACCUCAAGGCCAAACUGCCCAAUCUGAAAGAUGUUGAUAUUCGCUACACAGAGGCCUGGUGAUUAACCAUACUUUACACACAUCCAUAAGCACACAUGCACACAUUCAUACAUGCUUACACAACCUCAGAUACACACAUGAAUCUGUGCAUUGGUGUUGUCAAGGUCAUCGUCAUCAUCAGUCCUAAUCAUUAUCGUCAUCAUUAUCAUGCCAGGAACUCUUAAGACGCCAUCCUAACAUGAGUAUUACCUCAUACCAUCGGACGUCAUCCUGUCUGGCAUUGUUGCAUCAGACAAGAAGCCGUCUUGUUCUUCUUCUUCUUCUGAGGUCACCACAACAGCAACUGCAUCUCCCCAAUGAAGGAACUCUAGUCGUCCUAGCAUCGCGAAGACAGUCAUUUUUUUCUAAUUGAGAAAUCUCAAAGGACGUUAUCACUUCUUGUACUACUGUCAUUGAUAUUCCAAGGACCUUGUUUUUAAGUGACCUCAUCAGAGGACAUGUAAGGACCCCAAUAUCUUGUGACCCAUGGGACCCUCUCUUUUAUUUCAUUAACCUUCAUCUCCUCUUAUAUGGUUCGUUAACGGUCGUAUGUGGUCGCUUAGUUUUCAUAUGCACUCUGAAUCCAGCUUUCAGAACAUCGUCUCUCCUCCGUGUGUUGUCUGUCCUAUGUACACUGAGGAAAACCUCCAACUGGUCUCCUGCCCCGAGCCCCCUCCCCCUCCCCCAUUAACCUGUUGUGAACUCUGAUACCCUCAUGUAAUGAAGGCUGGAUAAAGCAGGUCACAUUCCAAUACAUUUUUUGAUAUUGCCUCCUACUGGAUCCAGAUGUAGCUCCCUCCAAGACGUGUCCAACAGUCACUAUUUUGCUUGCUGGUAUUUGGCUUUCGGCUCCUAUUUUCAGGUUCAGAUUCUGGCCUUUUCAAGUCCUCUAUUAGGAAUGAGGUGCUACCUCAGACAAACAGAAAAGUUGACAUAUGACUGUGACCAAUCCUCGCAUAUACGACACGGUCACACUCAAAAGCAGAAUUUUUAUCAACUUGAAUGAACAUAUUUUUCCAGACAUCUGUGCUUUCAUAUACUGUGCAUUUAUAUCUAAAACAUAUAAAUAUAUGCAUAUAUUCCCCGAUAUUUCAAAAGAAGCAGACAUUUCAUGAGCUCUGCUCUGUAGAAGAAGAAAAAAAAACAGUUAAGUGGCAACAUUUUUUUUUAACCUGUUGUGUACAUAAUGAUGGACGGCCAUACUAUUUAAUAGGAUGGUUGUCCAGCUGUAGCCUGGUGGUCUGGGACUGCCAUUAAUUUAUAAGUUCUUUCUUUUAAACCUCCUCCACUAUGUCUCGCCUCCAUUUUGUCAUAGCAGUAAUGAAUUGUACAGGACCCGAUCUCUUUUUGUUGAAAGUAAAUUAGACGGCCCAGAUCUCUUCUCUCACAUGGAUCCCUCCAUGCCAUGCUGCGGUGAUGGAGCUGCACAGCUGACUACAGUAACUGUAAGGUGGACCUGCAAACUAAACACAUCACCAGCUGAAUGUUUGUAUAUUAUCUGAUUCUCUUCUUCUGUGUGUUUGGCUCCUUUGUACAGUCUGUUCAGGUAAUUGUUGGCUCUUGAAAGGACAUUUUGCCAAACGUUCAUUCAAUCCAGUUUGUUUUGUGAGCUUCCUUGGGCCAUUAUUAGUUUGUUUUUGUUUUUUUUUUCUGUCUGGCAUUU
This is a messenger RNA of Lampris incognitus (smalleye Pacific opah), 4094 nucleotides long. RefSeq names its product c-Maf inducing protein (gene cmip). The coding region runs from base 1 to 2454 and encodes 817 amino acids. NCBI's taxonomy places the organism in Eukaryota, Metazoa, Chordata, Actinopteri, Lampriformes, Lampridae. Gene Ontology annotation, cellular component: cytosol; nucleoplasm. The transcript is spliced from 21 exons. The record is from RefSeq and is a predicted model, not a curated record.